Molecule: messenger RNA, 2368 nt
Organism: Colius striatus (speckled mousebird)
Lineage: Eukaryota; Metazoa; Chordata; Aves; Coliiformes; Coliidae
Gene: GIPC2
Product: GIPC PDZ domain containing family member 2
Exons: 6
Coding region: 115-1071 (318 amino acids)
Molecular function (GO): protein binding
Source: RefSeq, a predicted model, not a curated record
CCCGAGCCUGGGCCUCACCUGGCGGCAGCAUGGCUGCGCGGCGCCGGGCGGCGCCGGGGGCAGAGUCCGGCGCGAGCAGGCGGCGGCUGCAGGAGCCCGUUACAAGCGUGGAAGAUGCCGCUGGGGCUGAGAAGCAAGAAGAAGGGCAAGUCUAAGGAGACCUCCAAGCUGGUGGAGAGCGAGGCGGCGGCUCCGGCCCCGGCUCCCGCGGCCCCAGCGCCGGUCGCCAGCGCGUCGCGGCUGCAGUUCCAUACGCAGCUGGCGCACGGUAGCCCCACGGGCCGCGUGGAGGGCUUCGGCAGCGCCCGUGAGCUCUACGCGAAGAUCGCCGAGGCUUUCCGCAUCGACCCCGCCGAGAUCAUGUUUUGCACUUUGAACACUCAUAAGGCUGAUAUGGACAAGCUCCUGGGUGCACAAAUUGGCCUUGAAGACUUCAUAUUUGCUCACGUGAAAGGACAACGAAAACAAGUGGAAAUUCUUAAAACUGAUGAUGUGCUUGGGCUUACCAUUACAGACAAUGGAACUGGCUGUGCAUUUAUAAAGCGAAUCAAAGAAGGCAGCCUUAUGGACCAAACCAAAGUGGUCUGCGUGGGUGAUCACAUAGAGACUAUAAAUGGAAAAAAUGUGUCAAGUUGUCGGCAUUAUGAAGUUGCCAAAAUGCUGAAAGAUCUGGAGAAAGAUCAGAUGUUUAAGCUGGAGUUGAUAGAGCCUAUGAAAGCAUUUGAAAAACUGGAACCAAGGUCUAAAGGUGGAACUCUGCCAGAGGCUAAAAUCUCCAGAGGGAGAGAAACACUUCGUCUGAGAACCAAAGGCCCUGCUACUGUGGAGGAAAUGCCAAAUGAAGUUGAAGAAAAAGCAAUUAAAAAAGUGGAUGAACUUCUUGAAAUAUACAUGGGAAUAAGAGAUAUUGAAUUAGCUGCAACAAUGGUGGAAGCUGGAAGAGACAAGAAAAACCCAGAUGAAUUUGCAGUGGCAUUGGAUGAAACUCUUGGAGACUUUGCAUUUCCAGAUGAGUUUGUCUUUGAUGUAUGGGGAGCAAUAGGUGAUGCUAAGCAAGGACGACUGGAGUGAGAAUUGUACACCUUAUGAAUUUCUGUUUGAAAAUACAAAAUGAUUUUCAAAUGUAUACAUCAGAAUUCCAAUACUUUUAUUGAUAUAAAUUCAGGAUGCUCUGUAUAAGUGUUCUUAUCGGAGACUUUCUUUUGCAAAGGAGGUUUUCCAGUAGAAAUAUGAAAAUAAACCUAGAGUUCUGACAAUUGCACGUUUAAAACAAACAUUUAAUUUACAUGUAGAAAUCACUGUGAGGAGUGUGUCAAAGAGAUGUAUUUAUACAGACAUUUAAUGGAAAUUUGGUAUUUUUUACUGUACAUACACUUUGAUAUUGAUAUUCUGAGGAGUCUUAGACAUAUGCAACAAAGAGUUUGGAUUAUUUGAUCUCUUUUUUUUAGAAAGAUUUAUAAACUUGUUAAAAAAAUACAUAGCUACAUGCUGCAGGUCCCUGAUGUUCUGCUGUUCUUCUCUGUGGACAACCUGAAGCCUUAGGUUUUCCUACAAUUUGGUCUGAGUGUAGUCUUUCCUGUAGACAGAGCUGGGAAGAAGCUACUCUUUCUGAAGAACCCGAAUUCAGGAGAAUAAUAUUCCUCUGAAACAUGAGAACUAAGAUAUUUGAAUGAAAAAGAUUCUACUUUCAUUGGAGUUAUAGUACAUGUUGUCUAGGAAUUACUGAGAUGAGUAAAUAAAGUAGUGAUUAAACCAGGAAGCUGCUGCUUUAUUCAGAUGCCAUAUUAUUGCAAUAGGAACAAAAAAUGUUACUUUGGAUUAUUCUUCAUGUAUUUGGAUAAUAUCUGUGAUCUGUCACUGUAGACUGUGGUGUAUGACUAAGUGCUUAAUUGAUCUUUGCAAAGAUUAUAUGUGAAAUGAUUUGCUGAAAUCCUAUGGAGUUUCCCCUUUUGUCUGUUUUUUUUCAAUGUGGUAACGUAGGAGAGACAUUGAAAGUGUUCAAACCUGAAAGAUAUAAUUAAGUUCACUAACAACCACAGUCUGGAUGAAAACGCAUGCCUAAACCCUGAAAAAUAUAUUAAACUAAAUUCAGAUCUUAGGAUUUCCAAUUAUACUGUACAUAAACAUUUAUUUUAACUGAUAGUACCUUACCAACAGGUCUCAGAUUAUUGAAAAUGAAAUUGAACAAGAAUGUGGGGUCUGAUCUGGGAAAUUGUCAUAGCUUUUUAGUAUUUUUAUAUUUACUUAAGCAUAUUAAAUAAUAGGUAUUACCGUUUUUUUCCUAAAUUACUACCUUUUUCUGAGGGAAAUGUCUUUCACUAUCUUCCAGAGUUCUCUUUAAAAUAAAGACUAUGCCAAUAAUAUUACA